Rhipicephalus sanguineus (brown dog tick) is the source of this 5678-nucleotide messenger RNA. Its product is annotated as serine/arginine repetitive matrix protein 2. Gene Ontology annotation, molecular function: phosphotyrosine residue binding. NCBI's taxonomy places the organism in Eukaryota, Metazoa, Arthropoda, Arachnida, Ixodida, Ixodidae. Bases 1 to 2772 code for a protein of 923 amino acids. The transcript is spliced from 12 exons. The record is from RefSeq and is a predicted model, not a curated record.
AUGGACGCCGUGAGGUUGCCCGAGAUUCGAGCGUCUUCGAGCGCGGACGGCACCGUCGGGGAUAAGGCGUCGCCUUCCCAACAGUCGACGGCCGUCGUUGGCGCAUCGACGCGACGUCGAACGACGCGGCGUCCCGAGGCCGGCGGGACGUCGACCUUCUGGCGUCGGCGACCGCUGCUGCAACGAAGCCAGACCUGUCUGGGCGACGUGGACCGAAAGGCGAAGAAGAAGUCCGCGUCGUCGUCAGACCGCUGUCCCGGAGGCGGCACCGAGGAUUACUGGUUCCUCGAGCCCGCGAACGCUCACUCGAGUGUUGUUACACCGGUCAGUGCGAGUGCUGCCGGGAUAGUUGUCGAAGAGCGCGCGCAAGCGGGGGACAGGAAAUUGCGUAGCGCCGACCGGAACUCUAAAGGCGGUUCUUGCCUCUUCCUGUCGCAGUGUUGUUGCCAGACGAAAGGACAGCAACGAAGUGAAUGCUCCCCCCAUUUCUCCCCAUCUAGGUCGGCGGCCCCUACGUCCCCGAGCGUCAGCUGCGGCUCGUCCUCGUCGAAGAACGCUGCCGAGAACCAGCGGCUCAGCAACAGUGGCAGCAAGUCGAGCCCUCAGCCGCCACCACAUCAGUCGCAGGCUUCCGGUUCGAGCUCCGCGUCGGCGUCCUCCGCCACCCAUAGCGAACCCGGCAGCAAGGCCUCCAAGACAGCGGAUGAAGCUGCAGCAUCAGCAGCGGCGUCAGCAGCAGAGGCAUGCGGCGACGACGCGGGCGACGUGCAGUACUGCGACCCUUGGGACACGGGCCCAGCCGCCGUGGCUCUGCGGCUACUGAGGGCCGAAGAGCAGCGCAACAACAAGACCCCCACUCCGGCACACGCCGCCACCCCCGCUGCGGGGGGCGCGCUGUCUGCCGACGAGAUGGCCCGCCAGAGGCACAUCUACGAGACGGCGUUCGACUCUCGCGUCAAGCAGCGAGACCCGGAGCAGGACUUGGACCGAAUGGCCCAAAGCCCCGUCCUCCUCGCUGGGCUGCAGCAGCAGCCGCGUGCAGGUCCCCUAUACCCGGUGCCAUCGUCGUCUUCGUCUUCGGGAGUGGCAGUCACGCCGGGGCGCAAGGGUGGCAUCACGAGGCAACCUUCACUGCAGGAUGCCUGUUGCCCGAAGCCACCACCGCACCAGGGGAGCAGUAGUGGCACCUCAGCAUCUUCUAAUGUUCAGCAGCAACCAGCACCAACACCUCGUGGUUCCAGCAGCAGUGGCAACCCUUCAGUUCCAAUUCCUGCCACCAGAGGGCAGGGUUUGGCGAGCAAGCAAGCGUCGGCGGCCGACAAGGCCAUUUACCAGAACCACCCAUUACCGCAGUCCCCAAUUUCUGAGAACCCCCCUGCUGCACCUCUCGGCGCAGUCGCCGUUAAGCGCAGCAUCCACGCAGGCGUCAAGGUGCUCCCUUCAGAGCCAGUGCGGCGCCCAAGGCAUGGUGGCCACCGCAAGGAAGGGGAGCCAAUGGCCCUGGCGCCCGUGCUGCUCAAUGGGUUCCGGUCCACAUCCUCAGACAAUGUGUCAUCAUCCUCCUCCUCAGACAACAGUCCCCGCAGGCCUGAUGAGAAGCGAGGCCGGCACGGUCCACUACAACCAGUCACUGCUAAUUCCAGUCAUGUGGCACCCACGGCUGCACCACUUCAAAAUGGCUCCAACUGUGUCCUCCAGUCAUUCAGGGCAUCUCCAUCAGUGGACAGCCUGUCCAAUUCUUCCUGUGACAGUCCUCGAAAACCUGAAGAAAAGCGGGGCAGACUGGUAGCAGUCGCACCGCCCACAGUGAUCAAUGGAGCACCGUUUAAGGGGGCCUCCUCGGCUUCGACUGAAAGUGAGAAUGCUGAGCGGCGGCUCUCUGACAACAGCAAACGGUAUCCAGCCGUAAGACCGCUGCUUCAACACAAUCAAAGCCCCAGCUCGGACACGAGACCAGAGAGUGACUACGACCGGCCCUGGGACUUGCCAAGGAUCAAGCGCAGCAAUGGUGACUCGCCUCCGCAAGUCCCCGACCAUAGGUCCCGGCCGGCAGUGCAGUCGCCCACACAGCACACUCCAGCAGUGCAGCCCUCGGCCGUCCGGCUGCCCCCUCCGUCCCCCGAGUGCACAGCUCUGCAGGCCUCGGAUCCCUGUCAUGCCAGCCCUGCGCCAACAGCUUCGAGCAGCAGUGGCGGCGUCCCUAGUUCAUCCUCCCCUUCGGUGGCCAUGAUGGCCUCCUCCUCCUCAUCCUCAUCCAACACGUCCAUCGCGAUGGAGUCACCUGCUGCAGGUCCACAUGCCAGGCCCAGUGCUCCAGCGCGACCCAUGCUCAACCUGAACUUGAACCUGAAUGCAUCGAACUCGCCCAAGCGGUCUCGGCACAACCUCACGCUUAACUUUGGUUGCGCCGCUUUGAGCGUCGUCGGCGAGAAAGUAGACACUAGUGUCGCUCUUGAAAAGCAAGGGUGGUACCAUGGCUCGAUCAGUCGCCUUGACGCUGAGAACUUGCUCAGGGUUCUGAAGGAAGGAAGCUACCUCGUCCGCAACAGCGAAAGUUCCAAGCACGACUUCUCACUCUCCCUGAAGAGUGCACGGGGUUUCAUGCACAUGAAGAUAGUGCACAAUGAAGACGGGAAGUUUAUAUUGGGCCAGUUCAGCAAGCCCUUCGAAAGCAUCCCUGAGAUGAUCCACCACUACUCAGUCAACAAGCUGCCCAUCAAGGGAGCCGAGCACAUGUCGCUUCUCUACCCAGUCAUCGACCAACUUCUCUGAAAAUGCUUGUAUCACUUGCUGUGUGCUGGCAGCAUGGCAUAGAAUACCUUUAAUUUGCUUAUUCUAUUUCAAACGCCCAUUCUAUUCUUUAAUGUUUUAUAUUGUACAACCGACUGACAGAUGCCAAAAAAAAAAAGAAAGAAAGAACUUUUUUCCACAAUUUAGAGCUCUUUCAGAGUUGGGCUGUAUACACAAUUCAGUAUAAUGUGCCGAAUUCUCUUUUAAGCCCUUCUGCCUGCCUUGGCAAGGGCGGAGUUAGCUGAGUCUGUAAGCAAACAGCUUCUGUGCAUAUUCUGGACAAAGUACUACAACUAUUGAAAUCUAGCCUUUAAUUAAUGCAGUGCAUUUUUAUGAAUGAGGUUCCUUGCACAUUUUUAGCAAAGUGGAUCCACAUUUCACGUAAGCGUAUGCAGUUUUUACAGACUGAAGUGAAAUGUUACUGUCAACCUUAUCGUGUCUCUUUGUUCUAUUUUAUUCUGUCAUGAAUAUUUGUGAUUAGAAACUCCUGUUGACUAAGUAGCCACCAUAUGUUGUGUGAAUAUCACCAGUAAUUGUAACUUGCGAUGCUUUUUUAGCUGCACACUUUGCUUUCUUUUAUAUAAAGCUCAAGAAACAGCUUCCCGAGCAUUCUCUUUUAUUUAGUUUUAUCUUUAAUGACUGCCGUUGUACUUAUAAUGACAUGUCCUGCACGGCAGGACUUGACCUCAACGUAGAUGUCAAACUGCUUCAUUUGUUGAAGUGGCAACAUUCCAUAUACAUAAUUCACUCUGUUUUUACCGCACCUAAGAUAACCGGGAAAAAAAAGUGAUUUAAUGUACUUAAUAUUACUGAGUAUUUAUUUAGUUGUUGCCAUGAUGUGAAACUGUCUAGUCGAUUCAGCUUAGGCGCUCCCUAAGCAAUACACUUUGUUUCAUUUUACACAAAGAAAGAAAGAAAUUUAUGCAUGAUGAGUGUGAAGUCGUUUUAUCGCCAGCUGCAGAGUUGAGCUGCAAGGAUGAAAACGUGAGCUAUGCUUAAAAGGAGCGAAGUGGUCCUGGAUCAGAGAAACGCCUCUAUGGUGCUUUGACUACCUACUUGUUAACAAUAUCAACAUGCGGCAAGCUUGGGCAGGCAUUCUGCAUCAAAAUCAAAUACCACUUGGAGAUGCUCAUGCGAUAGUACUCGGCUUAUGUUUUGCCUGCCAUACUUGCUUCUGCCUAUGCCCUUACGUCACACAGGCGAAAAAUAGCGAGAGGUUGUUCUCAAUUUUGUCAGCCGUUUUCCGAGCUGGUAACAAUUAUGUUUUGCUAGUUUCCAGAAUGUGUAUACCGUGUGGCACGCACAUAAAUGGGCUAAUAAUCUGGUUGAACUGUAGCUGCCAUACAAAAUUUUCCGCUAAAUCACCAGUUUCGCUUUUGCCGUGCCUGUUCUUUUUCUGAAUACAUGCACAAAAUAUUUUCUUGAGUCCAUUGGCACAUAACAGGUAGUUGCCUCAAGAACCUACAGCAGAUGGCAGGAUAUUAUAAUUUCCUGCAGUUACAGGGUAUCAGGAUGUUGUUGUAACUGUUGCUUCAAUAUUGAACAAAAACAGCACGAGAUUAUAAAACAGGAUCUGUAUAAGCAGAAAAGCUCUGGUGGACAUCCGUAAACCUCCUGAACGAAACACAAAUGUUUCUUAAAAUUGGCGUAUUUGACUAACACAAAUUAGCCGUGUAAUAAGACAGCUUUUUGAUUGUGGGAGCACUUUCAAUGCGAGAAGUAACUGUUCCUUUGACACUUAUGGACAGAAAAUUAACAUGCAUAGCACUUACUGUGUUCUGCCACAUCGUUAUACAGUAGUCACCUACGGCACCUUUGAGCUCUUGCCCCCAAGAGACAAAGUAGUAGUGAGGUUACGUACUUAGCGUGGAGGAGCAGUAGCUUAGCAUUGACAGAAAGACAUUUCCCCCCUCUUACUAGAAGCACACUGCCGUGGUUGAGCAUUGCCUACAUAGUGCCAGUCUGUUGCACCCCAAGCAUAUUAUCUAUAUCAUUUCGCAUGAUGCAAGUGGCAAAAUGAUUUUGGUGCAAGGGUCGUUGCCUUGCCGAACAUGCUCAACAUUCCCAGGCGAGCUCUUUGGCAUUGAAAUUUUUUCAUGCAAUCACAGGUUACUUGGCUCUUGCUUUGUGCCAACCAUAAGCCAUGGUAUUAUGGCUUCUGCCUUUGGAAGAGGUACCAACUGUGUGCAAAAUGUAAUUGCUCUGUUUUUUUUUUAUCUUGUCAGUCAUUAGCCAGUACUCAAGCUUUAUUCAUUUGUCAUAAAAUCCAAAGUUUUGAACCAUGGAACAGUAGAACUUUGAUAUAGCAAAUAUAAAUUUAUUGAAUUAUUGGAUUUAAUGAAAUAAAUCUAAAAUGUUUUUUGUUGAUAUCAGCAUGUAAUUUGUAAAAACUAUUGUUGGGUUUAACUAUCUUACUUUUAUGUAGACUGUUACCUUGUAUUGGAAUUUGACUGUACAUAUUUGCAAGAUAUCUCUUUCAAUCUUCUGAAGCUUGACUUCACAAAAUUAAUUGUUCUCACAAUUCUCGUGUUUUCCACAUUUCAACAAUACUGUGAAACCUUCAAUUCAUUAUCAAUGCAGAAUUUCUAGAAAUAUGUAUUUGGAGUCCUGGCUAAUGAAUGGCUGUAGAUAAGCUAACACAUGGUGAGACAAGUACCAUGAUAGAAUCUGAUGUGCCAUUGUAGUCACAAUGAAAACUUUUCUCUGCCAGGUGCAUUGCCAAGCUUUCCGACUUUCGUUUGCGCUGCCAACAUUGUUUGCAUUUUCUGCUGCUCGAGCACAUUUUGCGUGAUGUGCCUUCUCAGCUGUGAGAAUGAGACAGCGGUACUUGGAAGUUGAAAGACGUACGUUGUGGAGCCUUGUGGAGUUGCGCAUUCCCUGCCAGAGAA